Meloidogyne enterolobii is the source of this 1023-nucleotide messenger RNA. The record is from the annotation of a GenBank genome assembly. Lineage: Eukaryota; Metazoa; Nematoda; Chromadorea; Rhabditida; Meloidogynidae.
AUGUACUUUAUCAACAAGGAUGGGAGAAAGCUUCUCCAGUCUUACACUAUAACCAGAAUAGAAAUCAGAAUUUUGUUAAAUAAAAAAAAUUUAAGUUACACACUAGCAACUAGAGGUGCAAAUAAAUUAUGGCAAUUGUUACAUACAGAACCCUAUAUAGCUGCGUUGGGUGCUCUAACUGGCAACCAAGCUGUUCAAAUGGUUAGGGCUGGUCUUAAAGCUAUUUAUUUGUCAGGUUGGCAAGUAGCUGCUGAUGCAAACACUGCCGGAGAUAUGUAUCCCGACCAGUCACUUUAUCCUGCCAAUUCUGGGCCCGAACUUGCCCGAAAAAUUAACCGAGCAUUGCGACGUGCUGAUCUCGUUGAAUGUGUUGAGGCUGAGGAUUACAAAUCCCAACGUGAUUGGUAUGUUCCCAUAGUUGCUGAUGCAGAGGCGGGAUUUGGGGGUGCUUUAAAUUGUUUUGAACUAAUGAAAGCCUAUAUCGAAGCUGGAGCAUCCGGUGUACAUUUUGAGGACCAAUUAGGAUCAGAGAAAAAGUGUGGGCAUAUGGGGGGAAAAGUUUUGAUCCCUACAGCCCAACAUAUUCGCCAUCUAAAUGCUGCACGUUUGGCAGCCGAUGUUUGUGGAGUACCAACAAUUAUAGUGGCUAGAACUGAUGCAGAAUCUGCACGUUUAAUUACUAGUGAUAUCGAUGAACGUGACCAUCCAUUCAUUGAUAAACACGCUGGAAGAACGGCUGAAGGAUUCUACCGUUUACGUGAAGACAAUGCCAUCCAAUCGUGUAUUGAACGUGCUAAAAGCUAUGCUCCUUAUUGCGAUUUAAUUUGGAUGGAAACUUCACAUCCAACUCUGACAGAUGCUAGAGAAUUUUCUGAGGGUGUAAGGAAGGUAGAAAAAUUAUUUUUAGAGGAACAAGAGCCUAUACAAGGAGGAGAACUAGAAAUCUCUCUCCAGACUGACCGAACUAGGAGGGUCUUACAAGAAUUGAGAUCGGUAUCUCGAAAAAUCUCUCAUUCUCAAUAA